AUGAUCUACGUCAACGACAACUACGGCCGCAACGCCGCCAAGGGCUUCGACGUCGCCAUCCACGACAAGGACAUCUGCUUCGCGCAACUCGAGUCCGUCGAUAUGCACUGGACCGCGUCGCGCUACGACGCUCUCGUCACGUCGCUGGCGCGCAGCGGCGCUCGCGUGCUCGUCGCGUUCCUCUUAGAGAGCCAGGGCGUCGAGCUGACGCGCGCCAUCUACCGGCGCGACCUCGUCGGCCGCUUCAUAGUCGUCGGCGCGGGCGGCUUCACCGGGUCGCUGUCGGAGUUCGCCGGCGUCGAGGCGGCGAUCGCCGGAGCGUUCAUUUUCGCUCCGCGCACGAACGACGUGCCGGGAUUUCGGCAGUGGAUGGUCGACGAUGUCGGCGGAGCGCGCUCGAUCGCCGCCUCCAGCGCCUGGCUGCGACGCGUCUGGGAGACGAAGCUCGCCUGCUCGUUCGCCGACGGCUCGUGCGCGGCGACGCCGUACGCGCCCGCCGACGCGCUCGUUAGCCCGUCGCUGCUGCACGACGCCGUGUACGCGUUCGCGCACGCGAUCCACGCGAUACUGAACACGACUUCCUGCGCGACGUCCGGCCCCGGUUCCGGCGGUACUUCCGGUGGCACACCCGGCAACAUAUCCGGCACCACUUCCGGUAACACCUCCGGCAACACCGCUUCCGGUGACGGCGACGCCGUCUGGAGGCGUCUGCAUCGCUGCGUCAACGGCGUCGCGCUGCUGCGGCACAUCCGGCGACUGCGUUUCGACAGCGUCUCGUACGGGCCAGUGUCGUUCACGGAGAGUGGCGAGAUGCACGGCGAAUACCGCAUCUACCAGCUCGUCGGCGGCGACGUCGGCGGCGGCAGCAGCAGCAGCGGCGACAGCAGCGACGUCGGCUCCUGGAGUGAGACGACGCGUCGGCUGUCGCUGGACGUCGCCAUGCUCAAGUGGCCGACGCGCGACGGAGCGGUGCCGACGUCGGCGUGCAGCCCACCGUGCGCGCCGCACCACUACAAGGUGCCGAUGCACGUGCGCUGCUGCUGGCAGUGCGCCGAAUGUCACGGCGACCAGUCCCUGCUGUCAGCGAGCGACCGCUGCGAACCCUGCCCGCCGCUGCACUGGGCAGACGCGGCGACGGGCCGCACGUGCGAGCCGAUACCGCCCGACUACCCGGCGUGGAGCGAGCCAACAUCCGUCGCGCUCGCGCUAACGUCGGCGACGGGAAUGGCGACGACGGUCGCCGUCGGCUGCGUGCUCGUCGCGCGUCGGCGCCGACGCAUCGUCAAGGCGAGCAGUCGGGAGCUGAGCGCGCUCAUCGUCGUCGGCAUCUUCCUGGAGUACGCCGCCACGUCGCUGCGGCUCGCCCGGCUGCUCGAUGACGUCAUCGACUCGGCGAUCUACGCGCCGCUGUUCGUGCGUGCGCUGAGAGUGUAUCGCAUCUUCAACGCGGGUCGCACGAGCAGGAGACCGCCGUCAUGCAUUAGCAGCGCCUCCCAGCUGACGAUGGCCGCCAUGCUGAUAGGCUUGCAGGUAGUAGCCAGCAUUGCCUCGACGUCGCUCCACCCCCAGGAGGCGCUGCUGGUCAUGCCCAGCCCGUCGGUGAGGUACGUGGAGCUGAUGUGUGGGAGCGGCGGGGCAGCGGGGAAAAUCGUGAGCCUCGUCUACAAUAUGCUGCUGGUAGCAGCCUGCUCCGUGCUGGCGUUCAAGACGCGCCAUCUACCGGACAACUUCAACGAGUCCAAGCUCAUUGCCUUCUGCGCCAUGGCGACAGCCGUCAUAUGGGUCACGUUCGUACCGAUCUACGCCGCGACGACGUCCCGGUCGGAUUUCGUGUCAUCAUGACGGUCGUCUCCAGCAUCAGUACCGCCACCGUCAGCCUCAUCUGUCUCUUCGGCUUCAAUCUACGCGCUCUCUACGUGCCGGGAGGAAGCCCCGAGUGAUGCAGACUAUCGUCAACGUCGCCACCAUCUCGCCGGCCGCCGGGAGUGCGGCGGCUCGGGUGUCCGUACCCGAUAGACAGAAGACUCCGGAAGAUUAUUGAUGUCAUUACCGACGUCUCUGCAAUCGAGAUUUUGAUCAAUAUAUAUAUAUGUAUAUAUAUAGUGGAUAUA
Messenger RNA from Priapulus caudatus, 2111 nucleotides. Its product is annotated as metabotropic glutamate receptor 6-like. Gene Ontology annotation, cellular component: membrane. NCBI's taxonomy places the organism in Eukaryota, Metazoa, Priapulida, Priapulimorpha, Priapulimorphida, Priapulidae. Bases 1 to 1842 code for a protein of 613 amino acids. The transcript is spliced from 5 exons. Gene Ontology annotation, biological process: G protein-coupled glutamate receptor signaling pathway; regulation of synaptic transmission, glutamatergic. Gene Ontology annotation, molecular function: adenylate cyclase inhibiting G protein-coupled glutamate receptor activity. The record is from RefSeq and is a predicted model, not a curated record.